CCUCGCGAGAGUUCCCGGCGGAAGUGGUGGGGAGUGGCCCGGAAGUGCUGCUGCCUAGGAGACGGGAGCUGGGCCCGCGAGCGCCUGCCGAGCCGCUGCCGCGCCCCGGAGAGCAUGGCCGAGACCGACCCCAAGACGGUUCAGGACCUCACCGCCGUGGUGCAGACAUUGCUUCAGCAAAUGCAGGACAAAUUUCAAACCAUGUCUGACCAAAUCAUUGGAAGAAUUGAUGACAUGAGCUGUCGCAUAGAUGACCUGGAGAAAAACAUAGCAGAUCUCAUGACGCAAGCAGGAGUGGAAGAAUUAGAAGGCGAGAACAAGACCCCUGCUACUAACAAGAGUUAAAGUUGCCAGUAACUUAAGAUGAAUGCUGGAACACCGUGUUUGUGUGUUUUUUUUUUUUUUUUAACAAACAAACAAACAAGCCCUUUGAAUUACAGAACGGCUUUUUGCAACUACGGUGUGUAAAGCAUUUUUAUAUUGUUAUAGAGCUUGCAUUCCUGAUGUAUAGCUAGAGAUAGGUUAGUUUAUAUUUUGACUCAUGUACUGUAAUUUCACUUUUUGAAUUCUUGUUAUGAGGAUCAAUUAGUUGUGUUAUUAAAACAGAUCUUAUGGAUCUCUACUGAGUGAA
Messenger RNA from Dromaius novaehollandiae (emu), 631 nucleotides. It is a transcript of the gene HSBP1, whose product is annotated as heat shock factor binding protein 1. Gene Ontology annotation, biological process: cellular heat acclimation. The transcript has 4 exons. Bases 115 to 345 code for a protein of 76 amino acids. Gene Ontology annotation, cellular component: cytosol; nucleus. Gene Ontology annotation, molecular function: transcription corepressor activity. The record is from RefSeq and is a predicted model, not a curated record. NCBI's taxonomy places the organism in Eukaryota, Metazoa, Chordata, Aves, Casuariiformes, Dromaiidae.